ACAACAUGGAAGCAAUGUGUUCUGAUCUAACAAGGAGUAUAUCGAAACUAACAAGCGAAGAAACGGAAAAAAAUCGCAAAAGCUUGAUAAAGAAUGGGUGUUUAAGUAGCACGUACGUCACAACCGUUUUUCUGCUAGAUACAUCAGCUAGCAUGGCGGGGACGGGCCUGGAACAAAUGAAAACGGCUUUUAAGGAUAUCAUCUAUGAGUUUUCUAAACACCCAUCCGUAUCUGAGAAUGUUAUGGUAGUCACCUUUGGUCGAGACGUUAAGGUUAUCCAGCACUAUUCAGAUAAACACAAGACAAUUUCUAGAUGUGUUGAUGGUUUAGAAUGCGAAGGAGGUAGCCCAUUGCAAGAGGGCAUCGUCUUGAGUACGUCUGGCAUUAGUUCAGCUCCUUAUAGCGUGAUAGGGUCAUUUCAUGUCAGGACCAGAAUUGUCAUAAUAACUGAUGGUAAACCUACAGGGACAGAUGAAGGAUACAACUUGGGUCGUCCGCAUUCCCUUACCGAGUUUAGGGAGCCAGUCAUGAAUGCUGUAAGAAUGAUUGGAAAGUUUAACCCGAUAUUUUGUAUUCCGGUUGGAAAUGACCCUGAUAUUUGUUUCCUUGGAACUCUGGUGGCGGAAAAUGGAGGAGGAAAACUUAUUCCAUGCCACGAGGCGAGACAAUUUGGCAGAUAUGCACUAAACAUAGACUUAGCUUCAAAAGUUUUAGAGCGUCUCCCUGUUGAAGAUCAUUUUUCAAAUGAAGCAAUUAGGAUGGCUGUUUCACGACUUCAUACAGCAACUGAGAUGGACUUGGAAGAUGUUUGUGAAAUUAUAAGCAAACAGCAUGUAUACAGAUCGAAUAGUUGUAUAGUUAUUGAAAUGACAAAUGAACAAGAAGACGAGUUCCAAGAACGAUAUCAGCACAUGCCUACGGUAGGGACACGUGUUCGAAGAGGACCAGACUGGGAGUGGAAAAAUCAAGACGGACAAGGGGCAGGUACAGUUGUAGGACACUCCAAAAGAGUUGGAUGGAUCAACGUUGAAUGGGACACUGGGCUUACAAUGUCUUAUAGAUAUGGAAACAACGGAAUGAUUACUGCGUAUGAUAUUGAACCUUGCGAUGAGCCAAGAAUUCUUGAGGACCAGCCCAUUGCUGUCGGAUGUCUUGUCCGUAGAGGUCCUGAUUGGAAAUGGGAUAAUCAAGAUGGCGGUGAAGGAAAUAUUGGAAGGGUAUAUCGUCUUAAAACACCAACAGAAAUAUAUGUCCGAUGGCACAAUGGACAUAAAAGCAAUUAUAGAUAUGGCUAUAAAAACCGCUACGAUGUUGAAUUAUGUGAUCCAUUUGAUGGUCGGAUAAAGGAAUUAUUGAGGAGAGAAGCACAUAGAACACCGCUAACAGACGGACAUAAAUCAAGUUUUAGAACGUCUUCGAAUUAUUCCGAUGAUUCCAUGCAAAGAGAAAAAUGUUUACCCCCAGGGUUACAAGUUACACAAUCUGAAUCAGAAAGAACUUCUGAAAUAUGUUAUAAAAGGAAGAGUUAUUUCAAAAACUCAAACAAAACAAGUAGAAAAUGGCAGUGGCGAGGGCUAGAUAACAAAUGGUUUGACUUUCCAAAAAAUGCAAAUGAAGUCAUCGAGCAAUGUUCGAAAGGCAAAGGGGCAACCGUUAUAAUUAAUCUAAAUGGACAGUUGUGUAGAAUCAAUCUAAAGAAGAAAACUAUGGUAAACACCAUAACCAAAGAAGUAACUGAAGUCAGGAUACUGGAGAAACCAAUUACAUCAUCAGUUCAUGAUGUAUUAGAUGUCAGCAAUUUCAUCCUUUAA
Molecule: messenger RNA, 1811 nt
Organism: Magallana angulata
Lineage: Eukaryota; Metazoa; Mollusca; Bivalvia; Ostreida; Ostreidae
Exons: 15
Coding region: 6-1811 (601 amino acids)
Biological process (GO): protein ubiquitination
Cellular component (GO): cytoplasm
Molecular function (GO): metal ion binding; ubiquitin-protein transferase activity
Source: RefSeq, a predicted model, not a curated record